Molecule: messenger RNA, 16493 nt
Organism: Sus scrofa (pig)
Lineage: Eukaryota; Metazoa; Chordata; Mammalia; Artiodactyla; Suidae
Gene: ADRA1A
Product: adrenoceptor alpha 1A
Biological process (GO): positive regulation of cytosolic calcium ion concentration; adenylate cyclase-activating adrenergic receptor signaling pathway; regulation of cardiac muscle contraction
Cellular component (GO): plasma membrane
Molecular function (GO): alpha1-adrenergic receptor activity
Source: RefSeq, a predicted model, not a curated record
GAACUCUGUUUGUUUGUUUGUUUGUUUGUUUGUUUUUUUAUCAGAUCAUUUAAAGAAGUUAUUUACUACAAGUAAAAAAUCUCUUCUCCUCACUCUCCCUCCGCCAAAGACACUUUCUUAAAGUAAAACCCGAGCCCAAUUCACUCAAGGCAAAUAAAAAAACGAAAACAAAAACAAAAUUCUGCUGUGCUGAACCUGCAGUGCUCGCUUUGCCUGUUACCUCAGAGUAAUACGGUAACAGCAGGAGAUUACGGUACUAGCUGGGGCUACUGGCUGUGUUACGUCAGCGAGAGCUGCAAAGUUCCUUGCGAUUCUUUGCUGAUGUCGGUGUGCUGAAUAUUAAAAGGGUGAAGGUGGAGUUAUUGCCUGGCUGUAUUUUUUCUCUCUUUUUUUCUUUUUCUUUUUAAAAUCUCCAGGUAAAGCAUCUGCGAGCCAGGAGCGUAAAGACGUCUGUGGUAGAGGGGUGAGUCAGCUGGUGCAAAAGGACUAGGAAUCGCUUCGUCGGAGAGACAGUCCCCUCUUCUCCCAGGGAGGAGGCGACGGAGCCGCUCCUGGGACCGAAAGCCGGUCCACUCACGCCGGCGCGCGGGCGGGUGGCUCUGCAUUCGCGCUCCAGGUGAGUGCGCUGCAGCUCCGGGCGCCAGCAUUCCAGCGGGGACCGGAGGGUGAGGGCAAACGUCCCCGGGCCUCCGGGAGGACGCUGGCAAACAACUGCUCCGCAGCCGCCUCGGUCUUGGCAAAUAUUUCACAUCCAUGUCCCCGACCUCUGCGCCUAGAAGAUGGGUCAAGCAUGAGUCCAGCCACACCGUGGGCAACUACUGGCGGUGUGAAGUGCCCAGAUGCCUUUAGUCCCCAGCUUUGAGAGUCGACGGCAGACCAGUGCUUGCUUGUGGUUUGGGGGGGAAUUCCAAAUUAUGUGCAGAAUGCUCAAUCUUCUGACCCGGAUGGAUCAGACAGUGCAGAAAAGGAGACUCCCGUAAUCCUGGGAUUGCAUUUUGCAACGCAUCUCCUCAAGCUUCGCUCUAAAUCUUGCGAAGGGAGGGAGUUGGGGCCCUGGGCCAGCGCAGCAGGUGGAGAGGGUCAGCAGGCAGCCCCGCGCGCCCCUGGCCAUGUUGUCUUUAAUGCCCUGCCCCUUUAUGUGGCCUUCUGAGGAUUUCCAGGGCUGCCCGGGGGUGCUUCCCACCCGCACGCUCUCUCUUACCCCCAGACAACCGCGGCAGGCAAGACUCCCCCGAGCCGUGACCUUUUGACUCCCCACUCCCCCCACUCCCGCGUCCGCCUUCGCGCCUCCCGGGAGUGGCCCUCAAGAGCGGCACCUCGCCCUGCUCCGGCUGGGACCAUGGUGUUUCUUUCUGGAAAUGCCUCAGACAGCUCCAACUGCACCCACCCGCCGCCACCGGUGAAUAUUUCCAAGGCCAUUCUGCUUGGGGUGAUCUUGGGGGGGCUCAUCAUUUUCGGGGUACUGGGGAACAUCCUUGUGAUCCUUUCCGUGGCCUGCCACCGGCAUCUUCACUCGGUCACUCACUACUACAUCGUCAACCUGGCGGUGGCCGACCUUCUGCUCACUUCUACGGUGCUGCCCUUCUCCGCUAUCUUCGAGAUCCUGGGCUACUGGGCCUUUGGCAGGGUCUUCUGCAACAUCUGGGCGGCGGUGGACGUCUUGUGCUGCACUGCAUCCAUCAUGGGACUCUGCAUCAUCUCCAUCGACCGCUACAUCGGCGUGAGCUACCCGCUGCGCUACCCCACCAUCGUCACCCAGAAACGGGGCCUGAUGGCUCUGCUCUGCGUGUGGGCGCUCUCCCUGGUCAUCUCCAUAGGGCCUCUGUUCGGCUGGAGGCAGCCGGCACCUGAGGACGAGACCAUCUGCCAGAUCAAUGAGGAACCGGGCUACGUGCUCUUCUCCGCGCUGGGCUCCUUCUACGUGCCGCUGACCAUCAUCCUGGUUAUGUACUGCCGGGUCUACGUGGUGGCCAAGAGGGAGAGCCGGGGCCUCAAAUCGGGUCUCAAGACCGACAAGUCGGACUCAGAGCAGGUGACACUCCGCAUCCAUCGGAAAAACGCCCCGGUCGGAGGCAGCGGGGUGACCAGCGCCAAGAACAAGACGCACUUCUCCGUGAGACUCCUCAAGUUUUCCCGAGAGAAGAAAGCGGCCAAGACACUGGGCAUAGUGGUCGGCUGCUUCGUCCUCUGCUGGCUGCCUUUUUUCUUAGUGAUGCCCAUUGGGUCUUUCUUUCCUGAUUUCAGGCCCUCAGAAACAGUUUUUAAAAUAGCAUUUUGGCUCGGAUACCUAAACAGCUGCAUCAACCCCAUUAUAUACCCGUGCUCCAGUCAAGAGUUUAAAAAGGCCUUUCAGAAUGUCUUGAGAAUCCAGUGUCUCCGCCGAAAACAGUCUUCCAGACACGCCCUGGGCUACACCCUGCACCCCACCAGCCACGCCCUGGAGGAGCAGCACAAGGACUUGGUGCGAAUUCCGGUGGGGUCUGGAGAGACCUUCUAUAAGAUCUCCAAGACCGAUGGAGUCUGUGAAUGGAAAUUUUUCUCCUCCAUGCCCCGGGCCUCUGCCAGGAUUACGGUGCCCAAAGACCCGUCCGCGUGCACCACUGCCCGGGUGAGAAGUAAAAACUUCCUGCAGGUCUGCUGCUGCAUGGGGCCCUCCACCCCCAGCCGUGACGAAAACCAUCCAAUCCCAACCAUUAAGAUCCACACGAUCUCCCUCAGUGAAAAUGGGGAGGAAGUCUAGACACGGGAAAGGUCUGGAGGAAGAGAGGAGGGCGGCGGGAGGGGUGGAGACCUUAGGUACCAACUCCAAUUUCCUAGCAGGAAAUUCACUCUUCCUGGAUGACAAGACAGGACCAUUAAACCAGGGACCAUCUAGGGAUGGGGCUGGGGAGGAGCCCGCUCCGGGGCAGUGGGUAGGGCUUGGGGAAGAGAGAGGAGGCGAUCCCUCAACCAUCCAGUUCCCGCUGAUGAGAAACAUCCUUUCCUUGAGGCUAAUGCUCUCCGUGUCGUCCUCCCAGCCCUCUCUCCUUGUCUGGCCCCGUCAACGAAAAACACCAUGGGAAACAGAAUUUCAUACACAAUCCAAAAGACUAUAAAUAUAGGAUUAUGAUUUCAUCAUGAAUAUUUUGAGCAUGCACUCUAAGUUUGGAGCUAUUUCUUGAUGGAGUGAGGGGAUUUUAUUUCCAGGCUGGACUUACUGACAGCCACGUUGAAUAUGGAUGGGGAGGGGGGCCUGGAGAGGAAGAGGCUUCAGUGGGUGUUUGGUAUCCAGACACGUUCGUUUUAGAGCCGGUUUUAAACCCCACCACUUCUGAUGACAUCCAGGUCCUCAGCUUGGGUGAAACUUGACAGCGAGAUUUACCUCUGGCUGCCAUUUGACCAGAUAUGGCUCCUGACACCCUUAAGGCUGAGGGUGAGGGACACUCAUGAUGUCUCCGAACUACUGGGGCACAUGCUUGGGGCUGGAGAGCUUUGAAAGAACCAGGUGGCGAGAGGAUGGCUUUUCCUAAUGGAAGACAGUAGACAUGAGGGUCCUUUUUUUACCUUGACUACUGUGGACACGAUGCCAUUAAGCAAUUCCAAGUUCAGGUGGGGGAAGGCUUCUCAUGUAACAUAUUUAAAGAUCAGGAGCUUGGGGUGGGGUGGGUGCUAAUUUCACGCGAAAACAGAGAUUACUCCACAGCCUUUUCGAAGUGGCCUCGAAAGGCUCUUUUUGGCAAAUCACUUACUUUUUCCACAACGCCAUUAGGAAAACCCAAAGCUUGUGAUAUUCUGAAAGGCACAUCGAGACCCCCAUUUUUUUCCUCAGCUGCUUCACCGUUGCAUAAUGAAUGAAGUUCAAGGUCCCCAGUGUGCGCGGAACACGUUGGAAUGAACCUGAUGAUCCAGGCGUAUCUUUCCUGAACUUUGAAAGGUACCCAUGUUUAUCUUGGGAGGAUACUUUCUGGUCACCAAAAAACCCAUCAAAAACCGAAGUGUGCAAACAGUUUUUGACAGAAGCCUGUUUAUUCUGAUAAAAGAUCCCAUGGCCCAUCCACUGCACUGAAUUCCACUUUUUACAGGAAUCCUGGGGAAUACACUCUUUUUUUGCUUUAAGUCGACCAAAUUUUGGUAAACCUUAAUAAUUCAGUAUAUUACUAAGAUACAGAUGGUGACUCUAUGUCAAAAUUAAUAUAUUUUCACAUUCCUCAAGAAUUUAAAAUUACGAUUUAGGUUUUUUUGAAAUACUUCUUGACUAGAAUCGCUGUUCUUAAAACUACUGACCAUUUCUGUGGCCCUCUUUUCCCUCUCAGAAUUUUAAAGCAGAUUGUAGCCAAUAUUUAACCCUCACCACAAGGUAAUGCCUCCCUUCAUCUUUUCCUUCUUUGCUUGCAACACAAUAAUCAUUUCCUGAAAUCCUUCUAAAAAGCUCAUUUCUUUGCACACUGCCACGGAAGGUAUGUUUGCAUAUGGCUUUGAGUUUGGUUGUGGGUUGCAUUUUGACAUCGAAUAUGAUUGCUUUCUCAGACCUUUCCGGAAAGUGUCUUGCUAUUGACCCAAGAGACACUCUGCCUUGUGCUCGUAACUUGGAUUCUGGCAGUAGAUGUUGGCUGGAUUUUUAGACUCUUCUGGUCUGUUUGCAUGUCCCAUAACUGCUCUACCAGAUGUGGGUGUCCUAUUAUGGAUGUAGGCCUCAAGGAAGAACCAGAAUAUGCAAACCCCACUUAAGUUUCCUUGUUGAAAAGAGCUUCUUUUAGGACCUGAUUUUUUUUUUUUUUAACUUUGUGGCUGCACCGGCAGCAUAUGAAAGUUCCUGCAGCUGCAUCCUACAUUACAACUACAGCAGAACCAGAUCCUUUAACCCACCGUGCCCAACUGGGGAUCAAACCCCCUGCCUCCUGAGCAGCCUGAGCCGCUGCAGUUGGAUUCCUAACCCACUGCUCCAUAGCAGGUAUCCCAGGAUCUGAAUUUUAAAAGCCACUUACCAGGCUCCCCGUGACAGGAAGAACAUCCCCAUGAAAAGAAUAGUAAAAGUUUUUCUGCAACAGAAUAUGACUCCAUAUGUGAGAUAUUUUUUAAAUACAUUUACAGACAAAUUUAAAUUUUAGCUACUAGAAAGCUUAAGAUCAGGGAGUCCCCGUCAUGGCUCAGUGGAAACGAAUCCAACUAGUAUCCAUGAGGAUGCAGGUUCAAUCCCUGGCCUCAUUCAGUGGGUUGGGGAUCUGGCGUUGCAGUGAGCUGUGAUGCAGGUCACAGACAUGGCUCAGAUCCUGUAUUGCUGUGGCUGUGGUGUAGGCCGGCAGCUGUAGCUCCGAUUCAGCCCUUAGCCUGGGAACUUCCAUAUGCUCUGGGUGCAGCCCUAAAAAGCGAGGGAAAAAAAAAAAAAAAAAGAAAAAAAAAAAGCUUAAGAUCACCAGAAAGCUAACCUUAAUGCCAUUUCUAAUCAAAAUAAACAACUAGAAAAUCUUCCGGUCAUCCAAUAAAAGCCAUGACAAUUGUAUUCAUGUAAAACGAUCCAUAAAUAAUUGUCUGCUACACUCUUCUCUAUCCCCACUCCCUCCAGGGAGGCAAACUUUAACAUUUUUUUCCUUUCCCAUGACAUUAUAUUAGGUAUAAACAUGCUAAUUUUGCAAGAAAUUGAUCAUGUCACCCGAGACUUAGUCAAAGGGGGAUAAACAAUACACGAGUUAUUUUUUACUCAUCCUCAAAAAUCUGUACCUUUGAGCAUGCCAAAAACUAUUUAAAAUUGUCACAGUUAAACAAAUGAUUGUCAUGUUUAUACUCAGAUGUUUACUGCUUCUAUUUGGAGUUUGAAGAACGUACCCAGAGUAACAGUGAUCUGAAUGUUUUCUCUAAUGUGUUAUAAAAAGCAGUUGCUUUGGAAUUGUCUAAACAUCCCCCAAAGAUCAACUUGACAUUGGGGGGGUAGGUGAAAUUGAGUUUCAUCUUCAUUUCAAAUGGCACGCAUGAAAAGAGACCUUGCAUCUCUUUAUUCACGAAUUUCCCUAAGACCUUUUUGCAAGGGUUUCAGAAAAGCAUUUUACUUGUCAAGUUUUCUGCCUUGUACUUCCCACGUGCCUCGUCAAAAAUUGCUGCUACCUGUGGAUCUUGGUGUCUGCUUAUGCUCUGCAAAGGAUUAAGGCUUCUAAGUCUCCACCACCUACUUGGAUUGGUCCCUCCACAGUAGACAGUGACACUUAGGCAAAUUAAAUAUUUUCUUAAGCCUUUUUUUGUGUGUUAGGUGCUGCUGUGUGCCAGGCAUUGACAGAGCAUGUGGUACCCAUUGUCUCUAAACGUCAUAGCAAGUCCACUAUUCUUACUUGAAAGAGAAAACAAGUUUGAUAGUUAAGAGGGACUAUGGACUCACCCAAGGCCAAGGAAGAAUCGUGAUUCAGUCCUGGGUCUUUCAAACCCAUAAGUCCCCAUGUUUUCCGCCAGCACCUCAGCCUCCUAAGGCAUGAAAGUCAAGGCCCUCCAGUUGGGAUUGGAUAUGCUGAAGAUACUAAACCAUAUCCCAACCUUUUAAUGUUUGCUUUCUUUGGGAUUUGUUUUCCGAUUUACCCCAGGAAAUGUGCUGCCAAACCCAAGAGCAGGUCAUGAUUGGGUUUGCUGCCUACGAUGCUAACGCUCAGACUGCACCACUUUUGUAGGGGAUAAUGGCCUGGAAUGUUAUACCGGCCUAGCAAGAAGGACCAAUUCUACCAUGCUGGGAGAGGAUGGACAGCUAAGAGAAUGCAGAAGAGGCCACACUGACCUAGAACAAAAUGCUUGGUGCAGUGUGUUGAAGUUAUUGACUGCCAACCACAGUUCAUCAGCACAUUCUUGGGAAGUGUAUCCCUUUUUUAAACAAAUAAAAACAAAUAUGAUAUCACUCUCAUUCCCCUGUACUCCAAAAAAAUUGGGGUGAGGGGGCAUUGGAGAGAAAGAAGGAAUUAUAGAUAUUUCACCAGGAAUUACAUGGAGCCCGGAGAGUGUGUCACACGUAACGAAUGUCAUGUCUGUCACCAUGAGGAAAUGGUUCAGGAGGCGGGUCUUCAGGUAGCCAGAGACCUUGGCAAUCGAAAUGAAGAAUUAGUUGGUACCUGUGGCUCCUUCUUAGAUGGUGACCUCUUGUUCCUGGAUUUUGCAAAGGAAAGCUUGAUGUCCAGCGUGUGUCAGCCUCCUUCACCCCUCAGAGUGAGCCAUCACACAAACCUUCUGGCCCCGUAGGCUUCAUGGUUAUGUCCUGAGAGGGAAAACAUGUUAGGAACUGUUUGCUUGGGUACGUUUAAUUCUUCGCUCUUUAAUCACUGCUGCUUAAUCACAGCUUGACAGACCUUCUCACUUGCUUCCGGGGCUGUUGCUGCUCAGACGCUCUUGCCAAAAAAACAUGUUGCCUCUGUGUAUGAGUAUGUGUUGACUUAAUUAAGCAAAGAGCUCUCUGCUCGUCAGCAAAGAGAAAAGGGAGGCCACGCCCGUGGAAAAUAAACUCCCGCAAGCAAAACCAGGGUGACUAAAGGAAAGGCAGAGAUGGCCAAUGUGGAGGCAGCAGAGGUAUGCUCACUUGUUACUCUGAUUUCUUUUUUACGCUACUAGGACUUUUAACCAUGAAACUACCUGCACACAGCUCCCGUCAAGCUGGGUUGGAACCCCUGGCACCUGCUCCAUGUCGACAAACUGCGCUGUGGAGCAGGGCUGAGCCCACGCUGCUGUGGGGUCUGCCAUCUUCAAAAAGCAAUGGCUGCAGUGGCCUCUGGCCCUCCAAAGUCCCUGCAAGAUGAGUGAGUGGCGGUGACGGUGGUGGGGCUGGGCUGGCCAAAGCAAGUUAGGAUUGGAGCAGAGGACACGGAUCUCUUGCCGAUACUCCCAUCAGUAUUACCUCUUUCACGCUUCCCCAGACCCAGGUGUCAUGGGGGCUGUGGAUGGACCUUGCCUGCUCUCUGAGAAAAAGAUUGUUUCUUUGCUACUGCAACAUGGACAAAUGAAGGAAAGACCAUGGCAGUUGAGAGGAGAAUGUUGAGGAGGAAGAAGACUUACCAUGGCCAUUGCUCACUCAAAGCAGGAUGGAUGGUUUGGUAAUGCGGUGUUGCAGCUGAUAAACAAGGAACCGCCCUAAAGCUGAUGCUUUUUUCUUUCCAAAGAUGGAAUGAUUGUCUUUCUUUUACUUGUGGCUCAGGAGUUACUACGUUACCUUUUCCUCCAUAUUAUAGUUAAUGUAGCAUGUUCUAAGCUAGAAAUAAUUAUUGCUAAACUAUGAGAAAUACAGAUUUAAUUAGGCAAAGAAAAAUCUAAGAGCAAUUUGUACUGUAUUUGGAGAAAGAAAAAAAAAAAUGAAGGCACUGACCUAGCAAAAAGCCUAAGUACAGAAGUGCAUUCAGAUGUGAUUGAAAAGAAGCUAAGACAGAAAAUCCCAAUCCAAGUUUAACGUUUUCUGCUACUUAUAUAAUACUUCAUACUGGUCGAAGUACUUUUGCCUAAUCUUGAGUCAUUCCUGUGAGGUAGAAAGAGAAGGAAGGAAUUAUUUUCUUUACUUAGCAUAUGAAGAAGCAAGGGGAGGGAUGAUGCGCGGUUGAAGGAUUUCUCUGAAUAUCCUCAAAUCCAGCCUCUGACUUCUUUUUCCAUGAUGCCUUCCAUAUCCCCAAGGUCCACUGCAUUUCUUGAGACCCUGACAUUCACAUUUCACUCACUCACCUCUGAGCCAUAUUUUCAGCUCUAUUUGCAUCUUCUCUCCCGCUGUCUCUCUGCCAGCAGCUGGGCGGAGCAAGAUUGUUCUAGGGGCCGAGCGCAUAUUUGUCUAGGCUUCUAUUGGCCAUAAGACAAGCAGAUGUAAUUCUUUUGUUCUCCCAAGAUGGGCAGGAGUAGAGCUAAGGACAUAAGCAGGGCAGGGGGUUCUUGGCUUUCUCAACGGGGUGACCUAUAAGACAAAGCCGGCAUGAUUGAUACGUUUAGGAACGCAAAGAUCCCAGAGGGAGUUUUGAGAACACUCAUUUUCCUGUGAGCCUGAGAGUUGUGCACACCCCGACCAUCACCGUCAGCAAGCUGCUCGCUUCUCCUGCGCCAGGCACAGCACUUGGCACAAAAAACUGCAGAAAGGCACAGACAGUCCCCAGCUUAUGACCUGGGUGUGUUCCAAGCUCAUCGGUUGCAUUUUUCCAAGAGGCAUUGUUAUAAAUGGGCGCAGUGAAGGAUGUUCUCAGAUGAACCAAAAAAUAAAAAUCUAUUUCAUGAACCCCGGGGGUUAGCAGGCUUUUUCUGUAAAGGGCUAGAUAGUCAAUAUUUUAGGUCUGGUGAGCCACACAGGCUCUGUCACACAUUCUUCUUUGAUUUAUUUUUUGGACAACCCUCCAAAAAUGUAGAAACCAUUCUUAGUUCACGGGCUAUUCCAAAAAACAGGCCUUGGCCGGAUUUAGCCCACGGGCCAUAAUUGGCCACCCCGAUCUCUGCCAUCACUAGUUUACAGUGAUCCAGUGAUACAGAUAAAACUAAGCUGUGGAUUUGGGAUUCAACAUGCAAGGGUUUUUUUGUUUGUUUGUUUGUUUGUUUGUUUCAAUAUGCCACUGAUACACCUACACUUGACUUCCUCAGUGUUUCCAAACUGUAUGAGUUGUUAGAUAAAGUGACGAGUUCACAUUCGGGGAUGGCACCUGCUCCAUAUGACCCACCCACCCAAAAGCUAUCCUUAGUAUGUCAUUGGAUUUCCUAUGCCCCCUCCCACUGUUGUGGGAGAAUAGGCAGGUCAGCAGAAGCCCAGGGGUGUCCACGAGGGCCUUUCAGUCCUUCCCCUCACUAAAAACAUGCCCCAACAUGACUUGCGGACUCUCAGAGUAGCAACAGCCAUUUGAGCAAGGCUAGUGUGAAAUCCCUCCCAGAGCCCUGGAACCUGCUGACAGGAGGUCCCCAGAGGCUUUGGGGGCCACACUUGGCUCCUUGGGAAGACCUCCUGACCACAGUGCAGGCACCAAUGUGCUUUUGAGGGUCUGCCCUGGAGCUCACCUGGACCUGUGGUCCAGAGAAGGUGCUGGCUGGGAAAAAAGCUGCCAAAAGACCAAUGCUAGUUCCUAGCAGGAGCUCUCCUCCUCCUCACUUUCCUCCUCUUCCUUUUUGAAAAUGACCUAACUAGACUCAAAAUGACAUCACUAUGGGAAACAUAUUUAGCCCUCCCUUGAGAUGACGAAGCCAUAUUUGUCUGAGCUUUGUGGGAGGGGCUUCCUUCCAUGUCCUCAGAGCCUGGGCGGUCCUCUCUGAGGACCAAGGCCCCUCCUAAGCAGGUAAAGAAAAAAGGGACAGAGAGGAACAAGGGACAAUUAUUUCAAGCCCUAGUCAUGCCAGGGGCUGGGAGACCAGGUCUAUGUCUUCUUGGGAAGACCAGACAUUCCCCUAGGAAAGCUCAGGCGAUAGAUGAUGACACUAAGCUUCUGAAAAGCUACAGUAAGAUUCUAAUCAGAGUACAGAGCACAGCAGUGGGGAACCCCGGCUGUGAUGUCUCCAGUCCUGCAGGUGUGGGAUCCCCCCAAGAGCCAUCAAUGAAUGGGAUAGGCUCUAACCCCCGCAAGAAGGUGAGGCUGCAAGAUGGGACCAAGACUCAAAGGCAGAACCUGGUCCUGGGAGUUGGGUCGCUGAGGAGCACGUGGGAACCUGUGAUCACCACAGGGCCCUAACCCCAGCAAUGGGUUAGUUAAUUCUAUGUCACUGAUGUCUGCUCUACAGAUGCCUCUGUUAGCUUGGAAAACAGGUGCCAAUCAGCCUUCAGGUAGCUGUUCCUCUGCUUAGUCUCACAGCCUAAGAGCAGAGAAAAGGAAGAUGCACUACCUUGACUGGAUAUGAGGAUAUAGAUAGCCGUUCCCCACUCGAAGCCCUCUGAAUUCAGACCUUCUGAAGGCCACCUCCCAUUACCACUGCCCAAGCCCAGUGAUGACAGUGGUACAACCUCAGCCUUUGCCACCCCUGCCUCUUGGGUCCGCUGCCCUUGCUGUGUGUGGCCUUAGAGCACCUUGGCUUGGUCCCUGUACUUCUCUUGAGAAAACCUGAUCCUAUUUCUGUUUUAUCAGCCCACCCAAGCGCCUUAUUGCGGACAAAAGUCUUGCUGCCAGGGCGCUUCCCUGACAGUCAUCAAGGUCUGGUUUCCCUUCUGCCUGAUUUUUGCCUUUAUCCUCCUUUGGAUGGUGUAACCACGUAGCAUCUGCCGUCAUGCUUUCCGGGCAAAGAACAAUGCUACUUAGGUUCCCGUCCCCCUGCCCCCUCCCCAGAGACCCUCACAUCAGAAAUGUUUCUGGUUCCACGAUAUCCAUCACAAGGGGAUACCAUUUUGUCCAGAGUUAUGCAGUUGGCCAGAAAUUAACAGGAGAGAAAAAUCACCUGAAAAGGCAGGUCCUACAAAAGAUUUAAGUGUAUUUAAGUGAAAGCCAUCCAAAAACAGGUUUGAAUGAAUGUAAGCAAUGGCUUAUUGAUUUAACCCCUAAAAAGAAAAAAACUGUCUUUCUCCCCCCACUCUGGUUUCCAUGCCUUUAGCUAAACGCAGUCUUAUCUUCAUAAUGAAAAGACUUCAGCUCCGCUGCUUGGCUAAUUGAAGUCUCGCAGUUGGAAGGCCCUUGGCACAUUAAUCAAACGCUCAGUGUCAGUAUGAAUGUAUCUUAGUCCCCAGCACCCUCCACACCAGACCCCGUGUCAUAGCAGAGGUAACUGUGGAGGUCAAGUGCAGAGAUGGAGAGAGAGAGCAUUGAUGAACAGGAUUUAGUCAAAAAUAAGGAGGCUCAAAUUCAACCUGACAAGUCAGAAGGCUAUUAAAAAGCAAGCCGAUGAUGGACCAUGGCACAACAGGAUCCAUGGCCUCUUGGGAGCAAUGGGAUGCAGGUUCGACCCCCAGCCCAGCAUAGUGGGUUAAGGAUCCCUCAUUGCUGCAUAGGUUGCAACUGUGGCUCGGAUCUGAUCCCUGGCCCAGAAACUCCAUAAGUCGAGGGGCAGCCAAAAAAAAGUAAGCUGAAAAGUACGUUUUAAGAGCUGUAAAUAGCAACCUAUUGCUAGUUUCUACGUGCUUUCUUAAUAGUGUUAAACAUUUAUUAGAGUCAUUGAAUGACAAGGGGGUCCCCUUAUUGCUUUUGUUUCCAAGUCCAGCAGCUCUCCCAACCCUCUGCCUUCCUAUUCCAAAUAUCACACACAACGCUGGUGCCUAAACUUCAGCACACGAGAGUUGAUGUUUUGCAACAGAAAUUUUGCUUCAGCUUUGAAAGCCUGAAACAAAACACAUGCUUUCUUCAUCAGAUGGGCGGGAGGAAAAGAGCUAUUUUUGUCUCUGGGGUAUAACGAGCCAUAAGCAAUCCAUUUUCCAGUAUUACCACAACUACUUGCUGACAACGAAACGAGUUCACUCCACGCCAUGCACUGGACAUGGAGUAUGUAUAGAUAAAGCUUAAAAAUUACAUUUUAGGGAGUUCCCAUUGUGACUCAGAAAGUUAAGACCCAACAGUGUGGAUUUGAUCCCUGGCCUCACUCAGUGGGUUAAGGAUCCCGAGUUGCUCUGGCUGUGGUGGAGCCAGCAGCUACAGCUCCGAUUCGACCCCUAGCCUGGGAACUUCCAUAUGCCGCAAGUGCAGCCGUAAAAAAGCAAAUAGAAUAAAAUUGGAGUUCCUUGGUGGCUCAGUGGGUGAGGAUCUUGUGUUGUCACUGCUGCGACAUGGGUCACUGCUAUGGUGAGGGUUCAGAUCCCUAUCCCGGGAACUUCCACAUGCCACAGGCUCAGCCAAAAAAAAAUUAUCUUAGGAAAUAGAACUGGACAUUGAUUGGCCUAGGGAACUGUCAGCAGUAAGUGUUUACAAGACAAAAUAGCAAAAUCCAGUCAUGACCCAAGGGCAGUUUAGAUCUCAGCCAGAAUUAAAGCCCACAUCCCGAGAAUACCAACUCGUAGUCUUAACUGAUUUCAAGUUCUGCCUGUAAGAGCCUUGGCAUUUCCGUGGACUCCAUUUAAAUGAUCUCCAGGACCCCUCCGGGCAAGUGGCUUGACAGGAAAGUCCACUGCAAGCUCAGCUCACCAAGACCCAAUCUGCCCAGGGCAGUCAGCCGGACUCAGAAGGCUGUGUUUGGCAGGGGACCUGCCACCAUCUCCCUGCCAAACAGUCUCUCGUGACUCAGAAUCUCAAAUUUGUUUUAAACGGAGGGGAAAAGUCACUUUCAGGGAUGAGGUUCUUGGCUCAACUCUGUUUGUACAAACACAGUCUGUGUCUAUUUCCGUCUUCUGGGUUUUUCAAGCAGCUGCUGAGUUGUGACAAGGGUGGCCAGAUGGGUGCUGGCCCAAAUUAAAAAGAAGAGUUUUCCGUUCUUUCCAUGCUGGGAGAAGGGAAACUGAGAGCAUCACAUUAUAGGGACCAGAAUGUGACAGGACUGUGGCCAACAGGGAAACAAGUGUGGGCUUCGAGCCACAAAGAACCAGCUUACCGUAGCCUACACUUGGGAAAAUGAAUACAUUGGUUUGGAGGAAGAAUUCUUAUUCUACAGAAAGAUAAAAUUUUGAUCAUGUUGAUGCAGUAUGUCUAGGUUGGAAGAGUGUUCAUUCAUAUGAUUCAUUAAAGAUGGAUCUGCUUUGUUUUUUGGGGGGUUUGUUUGUUUGUUUGUUUUUGAGGUAUGUGCACCCAUUACCUGAAGCCAGCUUUGGGUCCACGAGUGCUGUCCCUACCACCCAUUGAAGGGGGAGGGUCCCCAGCCCAGCCCCCCUUUCUUGCUACCCACUCUCUUUUGAACCUAACUUGGGAGCCUGUUAAUUCUUCCCUGUCAGGUGAAUUUCCUUCUUCAUCAGUCAGGUUACUGACCGAGGCACAAAUCAAACAGGUUACCCUUGACCAUGCUGGGACAACAGGGAUUUAAGAAACUGUUUUGAAUGAAAGAGAGAGAAACAAGUUUGAGGGACACUAGCUUGGUGUUUUAAGAGUCAGCUUGGUACAACUCCCCCUGUUGUGUUCUUAAAAGUUAAAUACUUUUAAGACGUUCCCUUUGUGAAUUCUAGCCCAUCCACAGAAGUAGAAGAAGGCAGGCUGCAAAACAAAAUCACCUUCCUCCAAAGGAGGCUGCCAUUCGCACGGGGCUCUCUCCCUCGUGUAUCGGUUCUGUAAUGUGCAGUGAGGGCUCCAGGCAUAAGACGGGAGGGUGCAGAGAAACAAUGGUGGACGCGUGGUCCUGGCCCCCAGGCACCUGUGGUCUAUGGAGAGUCCAGGCAAGUCAGUUACAGCAGAGCGUGGUAAGCCUGCUGGAACAUGGAAAUUCACUUGGUACCCUGGGGGUUUAGUGGAAGACACCCGGUCCAGCCUCAGAAUUAGACUUCUCAAAAAUGGUGACCUUGGAGUUCCUGCUGUGGCUCAAUGGGUUAAGAACAGAACUAGUAUCCAUGAGGAUGCAGGUUCCAUCCCUGGCCUUGCUCAGUGGAUUAAGGAUCUGGCAUUGCCGCAAGCUGAGGGGUAGGUCGUAGAUGUGGCUCAGACCUCUCGAUGCCAUGGCUGUAACUAUGGUAUAGGCUGGCAGCUGCAGCUCCAAAUCGACCCCUAACCUGGGAACUUCCAUAUGCCACAGCCAUUAAAAAAAAAAAAAAAAUGGUGACCUCUACAUGGGAUCCUGGAGGAUAUACUGGAGUUGGGAAGAUAAGUUGUUCUAAGCAAGGAAAAGAUGUCCCCAUGCAAAGGUCCAGGGCUGUGAACCUCAGGCAUGUGCUGGCUGUCUCCUUCUUCAGUGGCCAGGGCACGUGGAAGCCUGGCUUAUCAGGGUAGUCACUUGGCUGUGCAAACCCUCCCGUCCCUCACACCCUCUGCAGGCACACCACGCUGGCUUCUCACCCUUUUCGUAAGCCAAAAAAGACCUAAGAAAAAGCCAGGAAAUGAUGAGUCCUGGGACUUUCUUAUCAGAGCUCCCGUGUCUGGCUUGGCCGAAAGGCCUUGGUGUCUCCAUUUUCUGAUUCUCUUUGGUCUCAAGGCUUAGCAGAGCUUUUCAGUGGAAUGCUAAACAGCAACAACAACAACAACAAAGAAGUCUAUUUCUCGUCAUGCUAAUAAACAUUGCCUCAAACACAAAGUAGCCAAUCCAUUAGAAUAACUAAAUGCUGUGGGUGUCUCAACAAGCAGAUCUUGCAUGAUUCAGUGUUUUUAAAAGUUGAGGAGUUGUUUUCAAUAAAAAAUGUUGUGCGGGAAUUCCUGUCGUGGCUCAGCAGUUAACAAACCCAACUAAGAUCCAUGAGGAUGCAAACCCACCUCGCUCAGUGGGUUAAGGAUCCGGCAUUGCCGUGGUGUAGGUCGCAGACACCGCUCGGAUGUUGCGUUUCCAAGGCUGAGGAAUAGGCCGGCAGCUGUAGUUCUGAUUCUACCCCUAGCCUGGGAAUCUCCAUAUGCCAAGGGUGCAGCCCUAAAAAGCAAAAAGAAAAGAAAAUAUUGUGCAAUAAAUUUGAAAAGAAAGAGUUUUCCCUAUCAAAAUAGGCAGAAAAUAAUUGGAUCACUACAGAACCCACAGAGGGUCAGUAUCUUAUGCUGUAUCAGGGCACCUUAUUAUUGAGGAGUGCCUGGGGUUUUAUUAUACACCAGAUGCAUCAGAGGUGGUGGGGUGGGGUGGGGGGUACUGAAACAAAAGUAGAAGCUGUGGAACUGCACUUUUACAGUCAACUAGCAGUGAAGAGGGGCUUUCUGGGACUAAGGAAAACAGAUGCAGGCGUUCAUUCUGUCGAUGAAAUUAAAACUGUAUUUUCGUAAAUAAAGCUGAUGCCAUUUAAACAUGAACUCUAUCAUGCUCCUGGCUUACUGCCGCUUUGCUGCUUGUCUCUGGUUUGAUCUGUUCAAAAAUCCAAACGUGGCACAUCCACAUUGCCAGGGAGGCAAAUGUGAGCUGAUGGGCUGAUCUUGGCUGCUAUGGUUUCCCCAUAACCAUUACUAUUGUGUUGGCAAAUAAGAUCCCUGUAAGGUACAGUUUCCACGAGGGACACCCCCAUCUUCUCCAUGUUUGGUAUGUGGUUUACUGAGGGGAUCUUAUCAACCUUUCCUUCCAUGUAACAAGGUUCAUCUGAAUCAUGCUGAGAGUUUGGUCUGUGCUCCAGAAUUCUCUCUGUUGUCCUGUGUGUGAAUUGUUAUACUUGAAUUAGCUGCAGCAUUUUGUAUGGAUGCAUAUAUAUGACACCCAGGCUGACGACAAUGGCUUUUGAAGCAUUUAAUUCCUCUUAAAUGGACUCAGUAUCCAUGGAAUGUGCUGUUUCAGUGUUUCUGAAUUUUCUACGUGCCAUUUUUACAGGUCCAUUUGUUUCUGAUGUGAUGUGGUGAACGAUCCUGUUGGUUAUUUUUUUUAAGAAAACAAAUGUAUAUAUGACUAAGCAAACGAAUAAAUUAUUGAAAAAAUAUACUUUAUGAACCAUGCAGCCCACUGUUCAAAAGGAAUUUAUUUUAUUUGUUUAAUAAAGUGACUGUUCAAAUUAUAAGCAUUGAUAUUGUCCUCCUAAAUAUGGAUGCCAUAUUAUUUAAGUGUUGUUCAAUAUUAAUGCAUGGUCUCUAAUAAAAUAGUGUAAGCCUCUUUCUUUAAGA